AUGCCAGAGGCGCUUCCUAUUGAAGAGCUUCACUACGAAAGACAGAUUCAGACUUCCAUCGGCCUUGUUACCAUUGCGGAUACCGGACAGCAGUAUAUUUUCAAAGGGCGACCGACGCCCAACGCACUCUAUCAUGAGAUAAAAAUGCUGCUGUCCAUUGAUCGGCAUCCAAAUAUCAUUGAGCGACCAGUAAAGCUGGUGACAACCCAAACCGAUGCCAUGAGUGAAGCCCGGGUCUGUGGAUUUUUGUUGCCCUACUAUGAUAAGGGAGCUAUGCAAGAAGCACUUCCUCGGCUCAGAUUGCAGGGUGAAUUAAAGUUACAGGACCAACUCCGUUGGUCUAAACAAUUGACGGCCGCUCUGAAAUAUAUCCAUUCCUCACCAGCUCUCUUCUAUUCGGACUUGAAAAUGGACAACGUUCUUUUGGCACAUGACGAGAAUGGGAAGCUAAAAGCGGUCCUAGCUGACCUUGAACAAAGUCGCAAUUUUUACAACUGGGCACCACCAGAGGUCUACUACAUUGAGUGGAUAGUUGAGCUUGGCGACGAAGAGGUUGCGCGCUCUGGGCUGGUCGAACACGCUGCUUACGAAAAACAUGCCUUUCUGUUCCACGUGCGCGAGAGUGGAAAGAUGGAACCUAUCGGAAUUGUGCGGCGUGGAGGUCGAGUGUUCCCGCUCGGUCGUUCAGGUGUCAACUGUGAACCUACUGCCACUCUGGAAGAAACCAAGCAGGCGAUCAAAUCGUUCUGGCGAGGGGAAAUGGAGAAAGCGGAAAGGUUUGCUUGGGCACAAAUUGCUUACGCCACGAACUUGGCUCAAGAAUCCGACAUUGAGCUUCUGGACUAUUUGCGUCGACCAAAGCUGACAGAGGUCCUGGAAGUUUUGAAUGGGUUUUCUUUGCCAACGCUGUGA
Molecule: messenger RNA, 912 nt
Organism: Talaromyces rugulosus
Lineage: Eukaryota; Fungi; Ascomycota; Eurotiomycetes; Eurotiales; Trichocomaceae
Exons: 2
Coding region: 1-912 (303 amino acids)
Biological process (GO): protein phosphorylation
Cellular component (GO): Golgi apparatus; cytoplasm
Molecular function (GO): ATP binding; protein serine/threonine kinase activity
Source: RefSeq, a predicted model, not a curated record